Molecule: messenger RNA, 702 nt
Organism: Dimorphilus gyrociliatus
Lineage: Eukaryota; Metazoa; Annelida; Polychaeta; Dinophilidae
Source: the annotation of a GenBank genome assembly
AGACGUCACAACACUACGAAGUAGUAACGAUCAAGUCGUCGACGACGUCAAACGUACGUAAAACUGGUCAGUCUACAGGUAAGAUACUUCGGUCUAUUUUUUGUAAAAUUAAUAGAGAAUAUCUCUAGUCAAUGAGCCAUUAUGACAAUUUUCAUUAUUGACAAUUUGCUUAUGGCAAAAAUUGAAUAAAUAUAAUAAGGAGUACACAGAUCUGAUAGAUAAAAAAAAGGGAUUUCCAGUACACUGAGAGAAAUGUUUUAGGUAAAAAAUUUAGGUAUAAAUUUAUGGAUUAAUGUGAGUUUUUACUUUAUGAAAAAAAACAAAUUACUUUUCUAGUGACCCUAAUAAAGUGCCAACCUUGUUGUCAAAGUAAAAACGAUUAUUGCUGUUGAUUCUACAAAAACAAUUGCAACAUUUCAGAUCGCGACGCCAACUCGGUUUAAAAUGCGAAUUUUUCUCCUCAUGGCCGUCGUUUGCGUCUUUCUUUUUGGAAGCGCCUACAGCGAAGACAAAGCUAUUUUAGCAGUUUGUGGGUCUUAUCCGCUCAAGAAAGUUGAGGAAUGGAGCUCAUUAACAGGAAAACCUGUUGAUUUCAUUCUGAAUGCUAUGAAGCAAAUCGAUAAUGAAAAUUAUAAAAAACUUAUGGAUCUGUAUAACAAGUACGCCGAAUGUACAAGUGGAGCAAAUGAUUACUUCGGAUAA